This is a messenger RNA of Phytophthora nicotianae INRA-310, 1365 nucleotides long. RefSeq lists its product as hypothetical. NCBI's taxonomy places the organism in Eukaryota, Oomycota, Peronosporomycetes, Peronosporales, Peronosporaceae. The transcript has a single exon. The record is from RefSeq and is a predicted model, not a curated record. The coding region runs from base 1 to 1365 and encodes 454 amino acids.
AUGACUUUCGGCGACCGCAGCAGAAGCUCCCCAUUCGAGCCGCUCCAUCUGACGAAAACACAACUGCAACAGUGCCAAGACCUCACAUGCCAACUACUGGAUCGUACUCUCCGCAGCUAUGACGAACGAAACGAAUGUGUUGAUAGCCACUUGAGUGCUCCAAGACAUCACGCCAACCUAGACAGAAAUCGCUGGAAGCAACUGAAAACCCAGGCGAACGUCUCGCUAUACGCUGAAAGAUCGGACAGUCCGUGGCGUGACUUCCAUUCCCCAGGUAGCAACAGCAGUUUACUCGCCGUGGGAACCAUUCACGACACUCUGAACGAAGUUAUGUUCGGAUUGGAGACUCCAGACUUUGCUGCUAUUCAACUUCGGGCGGAAACACUGUUUAAACACCCCGUAGACGGGGCUGUCUUGGCUCAGUUUGCCGGCCCCACCGAGACCGAUCCGUUUCAGUUCAUGGGUAUCACGUGGAUGACGGGACAGCGGAGCUGGCCACUGAACUUAGUGACGCAGCCUCGAGACUUUAUACUCGCGUCAGCGACCGGUGUCAUGCUGCAUACCAACGGAGAUCUCAUCGGGUAUGAAGUCGUGCACUCCAUUGAUCUACCACAAUGUCCUCCGCUCCCUAAGCCGACAGUGCGGGGUAAGAUCAUGUACGGAGUCAUCUACACUCAACGAGACGAUGGCGACGUCGACGUGUUCGUGCAGAUGCACGUUGAAACGCGCAGUCCUCUACACGAUAAACUUGUUGUAGCUGAAGUAUGGGAAUCCGUGUUGGGAUUCUGGAACGCACCAAGUUUGUCGGAGGCCAAGAAACUGCAGUGGUGCUUGAACCAGAAAAACGCCUUAUCGUGGAAGUCAGAGGUGACUUUAGACGACGACAGCAGUGGCAUCAAGGCAAGGCAUUGCGAAAACUGUCCGAACAAAAGAAGUUCGACUACGAGACGUCGCAGUACCCACCUCAGCGACCACAACACAUGCGCACUAUGCAUGGUCCAGAUAUGUUCAAGCUGCAGAGUGAAGCGAACACUCAAAGAACCGGAUGAGAACGGCAAUUUGGAUUUACACAUUGCAGUUUGUCGCGUGUGUAUGCUGUUCGUACAGCACCAAGAGCCGACCGAAAUUGCCUUGGACAACCAGAAGCAACGGGAGGCGCGACAAAAUACCGAAAGUAAGAGUGAGAAGAAGAAGCAUUCAGCGUUCGGAGGUGAAUGGGGCUUGCCGAUGUUUUCCCCUGGAAGAUAUCCGUCAAUUUCAGUGUCGGAUCUGCUCAGGAUGAUCAACUCGCUUUCCGACGUAGGUGUCAACCAAGUGCAAAGAGCAUCGAAAAGGAAGAUGCAGCCAAUUAUUCCUGUAGGUUAA